AUGUCAUCCCAGAUCAGCCUUCGCAGAUCAUGCCAAGCAUGCGCAAAGCUCAAGCGCCGCUGCGACCAGCGUCUACCACAAUGCACCCGAUGCGCGGCGAAAGGAACCCCCUGCGAAUACAUCAACACGCCAUGGGCAGUGGGAAAGCGGUCAAAUGGACCCCCAGCAAGCGUUAAAGAAACUAGCUCGAUAAAUCCGCCAUUGCAUUUGGAGAUCAUCAAGACGUUUGAUGGGGCCAUCAUUCGGUUCUUGGUGGACGGCAUACGGACGUUUCCGGUGACUUUCGCGCAGCAGAUGAAGACGCUGUUUAUUCAUCCUGAUUUAUACAGGAGUUCGUCGCAUUCGGGUCCAAUUCAGGAGAUUCAUACGCUUUGCAAGUCGUAUGAGAGUGAGGUUUAUUCGCCGCGGCUGUUUGGUAUUUUGCGGCAGAAGGCGGUUCAGAUUCACCGCCACGCUACCCGCACCUCUUCAUUCGAGGAGCUUCUCUUCUGCGUGCAGGCAUUAAUUCUCGCGCACUGCAUACUGUCUUUUGAUGACCACGAGAACAGCCAAUACUGCGAAGCAACAAGCACCAUGCUAACCAAUAUGGCCUUGAAGCUAUGGCACCAAGCACCCAUCCAACUCCCGCAUGCAAUGAGUGCGCGACGAGCAUGGCUUUUCGCAGAGAGUGUCCGGCGCACAAUCAUCAUUGCAUACAUGCUCUGCAGCGCAUACUCAUUCGGAAAAAGGAGCUUUUCCGUCCGCACACCGUUCGUGGACGCGUUGCCGUUCGACGUCCGGACAUCCUUGUGGGAUGAACCGGCUGAUAGCGAGUGGGAAGAAAAGGCGAGACAUGCACCUGUGGCGAUGGUUUCGCUACGGGAGUACUCGGAUAUGUUGGAGGGGGGAAGGGUUCAUGGGAUUUCGUUCUUUGGGAGUUUGAUUCUUGCGGCGUGUAGGGGGUUGCCGGCGAAGAUGGUUGCGUUUCCGCCGGUGCAGGGCUACAGAGAGAUAUCUCUUUGA
Molecule: messenger RNA, 1002 nt
Organism: Aspergillus glaucus CBS 516.65
Lineage: Eukaryota; Fungi; Ascomycota; Eurotiomycetes; Eurotiales; Aspergillaceae
Product: Zn(II)2Cys6 transcription factor domain-containing protein
Exons: 1
Coding region: 1-1002 (333 amino acids)
Biological process (GO): regulation of DNA-templated transcription
Molecular function (GO): DNA-binding transcription factor activity, RNA polymerase II-specific; zinc ion binding
Source: RefSeq, a predicted model, not a curated record